AUGGUGGAGAAAUCUUGGAGUAAGCCAGUGGAGGGGACUGCUAUGAAGGUGAGUUUCCUAAAGUUAAAAAGAUUGAAGCAUGUGCUUAGAGGUUUCAAUAAACGGUGCUAUGGAGAUUUAUCAGAAAAGGUGCAGGAUAAAAGGAAAGAAUUGGAAGCUGCUCAGCUGGAGUUAGACACAAAAAACAACAGAAGUACAAUUGAAGUCUUGGUUACUAAGAGUGGUGGAAGGGUAGAAUCGCAGGCUGAGCUUACAGAGGAGAUUGUUGGAUAUUUUAAAAGAAUUUUGGGGACUUUUGAUACUGCAGUGGUUGUGCCAUCAGGGGGAUUAUUGCAAGAGCUAUAUCAAUGUUCUUUAACAUCUGAUGAUCAAGAAGUUAUUGGUAACCGUAUUGAAAGACGAGAAGUAAAAAAUGCAAUGUUUGCUCAGAAAGCUUAUUUUUUAAAAACUAGGAAUAUUGUUGGGGAUGAUGUUACUGCAGCAGUCUUGGAAUUUUUUCAGGUUAAUAAUUUGCUGCCAGCUUUUAACUCAACACUUGUUGCCUUAGUGCCUAAGAAGUUAAAUUCAAGUUGUAUGAAGGACUUCAGGCCAAUCUCUUGUUGUUCAGUGAUCUAUAAAUGCAUCACUAGAAUUUUGAUUGAUAGAAUGACAAGUUUUCUACCUAAACUUAAUGCAGGCAAUCAGUCAGCUGUUAUUCAUGGAAGGAGUGUUUCUGAUAAUAGUCUUUUAGCUCAGGAGAUGGUUAGGGUAUGGCAGGAAAUCACUGUCACCUAG
Messenger RNA from Gossypium raimondii (Peruvian cotton), 774 nucleotides. RefSeq lists its product as uncharacterized. The record is from RefSeq and is a predicted model, not a curated record. Lineage: Eukaryota; Viridiplantae; Streptophyta; Magnoliopsida; Malvales; Malvaceae. The transcript is spliced from 2 exons. The coding region runs from base 1 to 774 and encodes 257 amino acids.